AACUCAAUUUCAUUUUCGAUCCUCCACGAUGGCACCCUUCCUUGAAACAGUCAAGUCGUUUAAAGAUGUGCCCAUCACCGACGAUGGCGUCAACACUGUCGAAUUCCUCGAAGCUGGUGACGGUGUCGUUCGCAUGCUCAGUGCCAUACAGAGGAACUUACCUAGCCUUAUGAGCGCCGUUGGUUCCGGGGCGUUCUCGCCCAAAGUUCGUGAACGGCACAAUGCGACUCCCUCACAGUCCGGAACGUUGGAGAAAAGCAACAAAGUGGGAAGCGCAACAGAGGGCCUCAUGUGGCUGCUUCGGUCCCUGGCGUUCACAGGCAAAUCCCUUCAGCAAGCACAGAGCAACCCAUCAGAGGAUCUCAAAGUCGCCUUCACGAAGGGAUAUAAUGUCACCCUCGGGCCUAUUCACCGUGGUUCUGGAAUAUUCAGCAUACAGGGAGCUAUCAUGAGAGCGGCAGGCUUGAUGUUCAACACUGCGAUUGGAUAUUGCCCGCCUCGCAAGAGCUUCUACGAGAAGCUUGCCGCUAACCCGAAUGGAGAGCCGUGCCCGCAGGAGGUGCUUGACAAGCAGCUCAAUGAUUGGAUCACUGGCCUGGAUACCAUUAUCACGAGGAUGGACAAGUUCUACACAAAGGGGAAGCAUGGAGAGAUAUUCAAGUCUGCAUGAAGUUAUAGAUCAGCAUAUCGGCAAUAAGCCGCGCAUUGUGCAUUGUACGGAUAAAUCAUCAGUGGUGUGCGUCAUUGGAUUCUUUUUGUGAAGACACGGACUUGAAGCUUGGAGUACUAUUAAUCUUCGGCAUCACUGUCAGGAAAUGUGUGCUUCGUUUACUUAGCGUUUUGCCGUUUCCCGAAACAAGCAAGCCGUGUAAAUCAGA
This is a messenger RNA of Suillus discolor, 878 nucleotides long. Its product is annotated as het-c2 protein. The coding region runs from base 29 to 670 and encodes 213 amino acids. Gene Ontology annotation, molecular function: lipid transfer activity. The record is from RefSeq and is a predicted model, not a curated record. The transcript is spliced from 6 exons. NCBI's taxonomy places the organism in Eukaryota, Fungi, Basidiomycota, Agaricomycetes, Boletales, Suillaceae. Gene Ontology annotation, biological process: intermembrane lipid transfer. Gene Ontology annotation, cellular component: cytoplasm.